CUUGUCCUUCCCUGUGCCUUUCCUCAGGCAGGCCAGACGCCCCUGGAGACUGCUCGCUACCACAACAAUCCAGAAGUUGCUCUUCUGCUCACGAAGGCUCCCCAGGUCUUGCACUUCAGUCGAGGGCGGAGCCUGAGGAAAAAAAGAGAGAGACUCAAGGAAGAGAGGAGAGCUCAGUCUGUGCCAAGAGAUGAGGUGGCACAAAGCAAGGGAAGUGUCUCUGCAGGAGACACUCCUAGCAGUGAGCAGGCUGCACCCACAAAAGAAGAAACCAGAGAGGAGAUCCUGUCAGCCUCUCCCAAGCCCAAAGCCAAGGACAGCAAGCAGAGGAAGUCAAAGCCCAAGGUGUCAGCCUUUUCUGACCCCACCCCACCAGCAGACCAACAGCCUGGCCGCCAGAAGACCUUGCAUACUCACAGUCACCCUAAAAAGAGGCAUCAAUGUUCACCCCCGCCCCCGCCACAUGAGUUCAGAGCCUACCAGCUCUACACGCUGUACAGGGGCAAGGAUGGCAAAGUUAUGCAGGCCCCCGUAAAUGGAUGUCGGUGUGAGCCCCUAAUCAACAAGCUGGAGAACCAGCUGGAGGCAACAGUGGAGGAGAUCAAAGCCAAGCUGGGGUCAGUGCAGGAUAAGAUGAAUAUAAAGCUUGGACAUAUGGAGAGUAAGACCCAGCACCAAAUGAGGGUUCUGGACAAGUUGAUGGUUGAGCGACUCUCAGCAGAGAGAACGGAGUGUCUGAACCGCCUGCAACAGCACUCAGAUGCAGAGAAGCAUGAGGGAGAGAAGCGGCAGAUGUCCUUGGUGGAUGAAUUAAAAACCUGGUGCAUGUUAAAGAUCCAGAAUCUGGAGCUGAAGCUUUCUGGAGAUUCUCGGGCCUCUCGAACAAAGUCUACACCUUCUACUUGCGAGUCCUCCACAGGUGUGGAUCAGUCCGUGGUGACAGCAGGUCCAGCAGCAGCUUCUGAUGGUUCCCCUCAGGUGGUCAGGCCCAAGGACAAGGCCCCAGGCUCCACUGUCCCCCACCAGCUGCAGCAAGAGAUGUCUUCCUCAGACUGCACAGGCUCCCGGCUGAGGAAUAUCAAGGUCCAGACAGCCACGAUGUCCCAUCAGGAGGCAGCCAGGUGUGACCAGCAGGCAGGGCUGUGCAUAGACAAAGGCACCCAGACCAAGAAGUUUGGGAAAAGUGGGCAGGGGAGGCAUCGAGUCCAGCACCCAGCAUCCAGCAUCACCUAUGGGCAGGUACCAGCAGCAGCAGCAGGUGAGCAGCUGGCCCCCCACAUCCGAGAUACCUCCCAAGCUCUAGAGCUCACCCAGUAUUUCUUCGAGGCUGUUUCUACCCAGAUGGAAAAGUGGUAUGAAAGGAAAAUCGAAGAGGCCAGAAACCAAGCCAGCCAGAAAGCCCAGCAAGACAAGGCCACACUGAAGGAGCACAUCAAAAGUCUAGAGGAGGAGCUUGCUAAGCUAAGGACAAAGGUGCAGAAAGAAAAUUAAGACCCGGGGAGUAGCAGGAGAGAGCAGACUCAGUUUAUGCAACUGUAUAAUGGCUGUGCCCAAGGUGUCAAUCAUCUCUACAUGGCAGACUUGCCUGUCAAAAAUGACUAACUUCCAGGCCUGGGGAGACAGUAUAAUGGUUAUGCCAAUCACUUUCAGGCCUGAGGCUCUGAAGUUACAGGUUCAGUCCCCAGCACCACCGUUCUCUGGUUAAAAAAAAUUUUUUUAUUAAAUUACAAAAUGUGCCAGAUGCAUACUAUCUAGGCCCUGAAGUUCUGGAGAUUUCCAGUUAAAGUGAAAAUGAGAGAAGCUAGCUUAGUUUCAGGUUUCAUUACAAGCUCGGCACUACAGUCAGCGUUCACCAGAAGUUCAAAAGCUCCAGUGGAGCAGAGCCAAACUAAGGAAAUGCUGUGUACUUCUAAAGGCUACAAUGCAGGAUGUAUGAAAUACCAUAAACUGAAAGGGGAAAAAAUUCACCUCUUAUGAACUUGACUCAAAGCUGUCAUUCAUUGCAACACACCUGCUGUGCCUAGACAAGCUUUUCUAUAAAAGAGCUCUCAUGCAGACACACUAAAUUCUCCCCCCUGUCUGUCUGUCUCUGUCUCUGUGUGUGUGUCUCUCUCUCACAAUAACCAGGAUCCAACUAUCUUUUAUGGAGGAGGAAGGGAUUUUUUUGUAAUGAUUAAGGUUCAAAUCUUCUAUCAUGGCUUCUCUGUUUAUAGCCCAAAUACAGAAAUAUUGUGAAUGAUUGAUUAUAGUGGUUUUAAAAUUAGAUUAAUAGUAGAGAAAUAUCCAUGUCACAAUUAGAUAAAUCUUUUGUAAUUUAUUCACAGACACACCUGAUUAUAUUCAAUAACUCUCUGAAUAUGAGCUUAUUGGUCGGUAUUUUAUAAAGAAAUGAUUAUUUUAUUCUGAA
Molecule: messenger RNA, 2407 nt
Organism: Erinaceus europaeus (western European hedgehog)
Lineage: Eukaryota; Metazoa; Chordata; Mammalia; Eulipotyphla; Erinaceidae
Product: ankyrin repeat domain-containing protein 6
Exons: 8
Source: RefSeq, a predicted model, not a curated record